ACCGGAAGUUGGCUGGGCUGCCUUCGCCUCUCAAGAUGGCAGUUCUUGGAUUUACCCUUGGUACCUUCGUAUUUGUGCUGCUCAUUAGUUCUGUGGCUAAUUAUCCCACUGGAGAAGUAGGAAGGUCAUGCCAUGGAAUGGUUCCUGAACAUGGCCACACGGCACGCCCUGAUCCUGUUCACAACAUUUCAGUGAGUCAAGUGACAUUCAGACCAGGAGAUCAGAUUGAAGUUACCUUGUCAGGGCAACCAUUUAGAGGCUUUCUCUUAGAAGCACGGGCUGCUGAGGAUUUGAGUGGCCCUCCUAUUGGCUCCUUCACAUUGAUUGACAGUCAAGUGUCACAGCUUCUGACCUGUGAAGAUGUACAGGGAUAUGCUGUGAGUCACACAAGUUCAUCCAAGAAAACAAAAAUUAAAGUCUAUUGGAAUGCUCCAAGCAAUGCUCCGAAUCACGUAAAGUUUCUAGUCACAGUUGUUGAGAAGUAUAAAAUCUACUGGGUGAAGAUUCCUGGUCCUGUAAUUUCACAACCAAACGCACUGCCUUUUACCACACCCGAAGCUACAGUAGCCCCUUUGUCGACAUUACCUCCAGUCUCCCAUCUAACCAAAUCAUUCAGUGCUUCAGAUUGUGGGAACAAGAAGUUCUGUGUUAGGAGUCCUGUGAACUGUGACCCAGAGAAGGAGCACGCCUGUUUCUUCUUGUCCUUCACACGAGAUGACCAGUCAGUGGUGGUUGAAAUGAGUGGGCCCAGUAAAGGCUAUUUAUCCUUUGCGCUUUCUCAUGACAGAUGGAUGGGUGACGAUGAUGCUUAUUUGUGUAUUCGUGAAGAUCAGACUGUACACAUACAACCUUCCCAUUUGAUGGGGCGAAGUCACCCUGUGAUGGACUCCAGGGACACUCUUGAGGAUCUGGCUUGGAGGCUGGCGGAUGGUGUUAUGCAGUGUUCUUUCAGAAGAAACAUUACCCUUCCUGGGGCUAAGAAUAGAUUUGAUCUAAACACAAGCUACUACAUAUUUCUAGCAGAUGGUGCAGCUGACGAUGGUCGAAUUUAUAAGCACUCUCAGCAACCUUUGAUUACAUAUGAAAAACAUAAUGUGACAGACGAUCCGAAGAGCGUGGGAGGAUCCCAUUCUUUAUUCCUUCUGAAGGCUCAUGGUGCCUUAAUGUUUGUGGCAUGGAUGACUACCGUGAGCAUAGGUGUGCUCACUGCUCGGUUCUUCAAAUCUGUUUGGUCAAAGGCUUUCUUUGGUCAAGCAGCUUGGUUUCAGGUGCAUCGGGCGCUCAUGUUCACGACCACCACCCUUACCUGCAUUGCUUUUGUGCUGCCUUUUGUUUACAGAGGAGGCUGGAGCUCGUAUGCAGGUUAUCAUCCGUACCUUGGUUGCAUAGUGACGAUUUUAGCAGUUCUUCAGCCUCUUUUGGCAGCCUUUAGACCUCCUUUACAUGACCCAAGAAGGCAAAUGUUUAACUGGACUCACUGGAGUGUGGGCACAGCUGCUAGAAUAAUAGCAGUGGCAGCAAUGUUCCUGGGAAUGGAUUUACCAGGACUAGAUCUUCCUGGCCCGUGGAAAACCUAUGCAAUGAUUGGAUUUGUAGCCUGGCAUGUUGGGACAGAGAUUGUUCUGGAGAUGCAUGCCUACCGACUCUCUCGAAAAGUUGAAAUAUUGGAUGAUGCCAGAAUUCAGAUCCUUGAGUCAUUUACUGUAGCUGAAGCAGAAGGUCAUUCUUUUAAAAAGGUGGUGUUUGCAGUUUAUAUCUGUGGGAAUGUGACUUUUCUCAUCAUCUUCUUAUCUGCAAUCAACCAACUCUGAGCAAGCAAAGACCUUGGCUUUUGCAGACCAGAUGAUAAUGAUCAUUAAGCCAAAGAAACUUGAAGUCUGUACUGACUGCCUGCGCAGCGUAGCAUGAGUUCUGAAUUGGAAGAGCAGCUCACCUCUGCAGAGGAAUUCUGAGGUGUGGUCUUUAGAAAUCCUCUGUCAGCAGGGUCCUACGGACUCUAAAAAGGACGUGAAACCUUUAUGUGUGAUUCUGAGCGUUAUCAGGGGAGGUUGUCCUUGAGGAGAAAUGACUCUGAGGUAUUUUCCAUGAUGAGAUUUUUAGAAUGCUGGCAUUUAAGAGAAGAACUAUUUGGAAAGACAGAAAUGAUGUCAUUUGGAGGAAAUGGAGAUUGUAUUAAGUUGAAUAUAUUUUGGACUAUAAAGGUGCUGUUUUAAAGAAAAAUUUAUGCUAGUUUAUCUGAAUGGUCUUUCUUAGGACUUUUUUGGGGGCACACUGUGUUUUUCAGUCCAGUUUUUUGAACAUGUCCUUUUUUCUGUGUAUUCUGUCACUUCUUUGGUAAAGGUGGAAAUGGGGCUAACUCCAUUUUAUUAACAUUUAAAUAUAUUUAAAUAUAUAUCUUAUAUAUUAAAUUAUAUUUAAAUAUAUUAUGAAUAUUAUAAUUUCUUUCUUAGCAGUGAAAUACAAGUGUGCAUCUUCUGCUUAAGACUGUAUUUUUAUAUACAGUUACAGGGCUGAAAGGACAUUUUAUAUAUUAAUUGUUUUGACUUUUAGGAUUUAUGUCCUAGCUUUUGGAGACUGUAGAAUUGCAUUUCAAAAGUAAUAAAAUUUACCCUUGUGAAUAUA
Molecule: messenger RNA, 2622 nt
Organism: Neogale vison (American mink)
Lineage: Eukaryota; Metazoa; Chordata; Mammalia; Carnivora; Mustelidae
Gene: FRRS1
Product: ferric chelate reductase 1
Exons: 16
Coding region: 36-1811 (591 amino acids)
Molecular function (GO): oxidoreductase activity, acting on metal ions
Source: RefSeq, a predicted model, not a curated record